Messenger RNA from Phacochoerus africanus (Common warthog), 1254 nucleotides. It is a transcript of the gene KCNIP3, whose product is annotated as potassium voltage-gated channel interacting protein 3. Gene Ontology annotation, biological process: negative regulation of transcription by RNA polymerase II; regulation of potassium ion transmembrane transport. Gene Ontology annotation, cellular component: nucleus; voltage-gated potassium channel complex. Bases 437 to 1129 code for a protein of 230 amino acids. The record is from RefSeq and is a predicted model, not a curated record. The transcript has 8 exons. NCBI's taxonomy places the organism in Eukaryota, Metazoa, Chordata, Mammalia, Artiodactyla, Suidae. Gene Ontology annotation, molecular function: calcium ion binding; DNA-binding transcription repressor activity, RNA polymerase II-specific; RNA polymerase II cis-regulatory region sequence-specific DNA binding.
AGCGGCGAUGGAGGCUGGGGCAGCCGGGAGCGCCCGGGACCCCCGCCGCCGUAGCGCCCCCGCUCCCCCAAGCCCGUGGGGCUGGAGAGGGGGUGGAAGAGGCGAGGCGUCCGCGCCAGGCAUGGAGGCACCUCUGGCCCAGGCCGGCCACCUGAGCUGUGCUCCGCGCUGCCGCCGCGCGUCGAAGUUUGCGGGCUGACUCGGAAAGUUGCGCUCGGACUCCACCGCCGCGCCGCGUCCAACCUCCCAGCCGGCCCCAACUCGCCGCCGCCGCCCUCUGCGGGGCCCCGGCCCCGCCGACACCCGCAGCCCCGCCUGCCGGGGGCAUGUGAGCCACGGUCUCCCCUAGAGGCCGGGCGGGCUGCACCGGCCCGGCGCCUCCCGAGGCAGCUCGCGGGCGAGGGGCACGCCCCGGCCCCAGGCAGCCCGGGCCGCCAUGGGCAUCCAGGGCAUGGAGCUGUGCGCCAUGGCCGUGGUGGUGCUGCUGUUCAUCGCCGUCCUCAAGCAGUUCGGCAUCCUGGAACCCAUGUCCAUGGAAGACAGCAGCGACAGUGAGCUGGAGCUGUCUGCCGUGCGCCACCAGCCUGAGGGGCUGGACCAGCUACAGGCCCAGACCAAGUUCACCAAGAAGGAGCUGCAGUCCCUCUACAGGGGCUUCAAGAAUGAGUGCCCCACAGGCCUGGUGGAUGAAGACACGUUCAAACUCAUUUACUCACAGUUCUUCCCUCAGGGAGAUGCCACCACCUACGCACACUUCCUGUUCAAUGCCUUCGACGCUGACGGGAAUGGGGCCAUCCGCUUUGAGGACUUUGUGAUCGGUCUCUCCAUCCUCCUGCGAGGAACAGUCCAUGAGAAACUCAAGUGGGCCUUUAACCUCUACGACAUUAACAAGGACGGCUAUAUCACCAAAGAGGAAAUGCUGGCCAUCAUGAAGUCCAUCUAUGACAUGAUGGGCCGCCACACCUACCCCAUCCUGCGGGAGGACGCGCCCCUGGAGCACGUGGAGAGGUUCUUCCAGAAAAUGGACCGGAAUCAGGAUGGGGUGGUGACCAUUGACGAGUUCCUGGAGACGUGUCAGAAGGACGAGAACAUCAUGAGCUCCAUGCAGCUGUUCGAGAAUGUCAUCUAGGACGCGUGGGGUGGGGGCAGGCAGGCCCUGAGUGGCUGUGGCCUCCUCUGCCCCACAGAAACCUCAAUCCUGCCAGGAGCAGCCUCCAUGAGAAACUUUUUUCUAAUAUAUUUGCAAAAAGUGAA